CUUAGAGCGUGUUAGCAAUGGAUUUAGAGCACUGGAGAGAUCUCUGGAGAUUCUUUUAAGAUUGGCGGGAGCGGGGGGGGGCUCGGGAAAUAUGAGAUUCAUGUGGGCGUGGGAGAAAGUGGAUGCGGGAAGGGGAGGAGCAGGAGGAGGAGGAGGAGGAGAGGAGGAGGAGGUGACGACGAGUGCUUGGGCAGAUUCGGUUGACUUCGACGCGGUGGAAAUCUCGCGGAAGUUUCGGGGAAAGUUGAGUGGUUUGCAGGUUAAUUGACCGAUCGAUUGGGAUACCUUUGAGAGCUCUGUAAGAGUGCCAGAUCCCGACUCCGUCCCGCUGAGAUGGAGCGGCGGGCCUAGGCUGCCUUCCCUUCCCUCUCGUUUGGUGAAGGUGAUGGUCGUGUUCUGUCUGCCGUCCUUCCCCGUGCCUCUCUCUUCCCUCCCUCCCUCCUCCGUCCCUCCUCCGUCUUCCCUUCUUCGCGCCCGAAUUGGGUGCAGAUGAGCUGUACAAGCCCGCAUGCCACGUGUCGUGCUCUCAGUAAACCGCAUGCCACGUG
Molecule: messenger RNA, 548 nt
Organism: Chara braunii
Lineage: Eukaryota; Viridiplantae; Streptophyta; Charophyceae; Charales; Characeae
Source: the annotation of a GenBank genome assembly